Messenger RNA from Oppiella nova, 1521 nucleotides. NCBI's taxonomy places the organism in Eukaryota, Metazoa, Arthropoda, Arachnida, Sarcoptiformes, Oppiidae. The record is from the annotation of a GenBank genome assembly.
AUGAAUGGCAUCGAAAGCGAACCACUGAUCGGAACCGUUAACACUCAUAUGUCUGACAACAGACCACUCUUUGGCGAUCGGUCCACGAAUAGGGUAUCCAUGAGAUCACUGCAUCGCUUCCCACCACUAAUCCAUUGUCUUAUUGUCUUCAAGGAUCGCAUAAUAAGUUUGUCACUCUUCUCGGUCUGUGGCCUCUUGCUGUUGAUUGCGAUCAUAACUCUGGUUACCAUUAAAUUCAAUGCCAUUAAUUUGAUCACAAUUUUGGUGAUCCUAUCGUUUGUCGCAUCGCACGCUCUACUCAUCCAAUGGUAUCGAUUGGGUGAUUUGGAUCCCAAGUUCAGAUACCUAUUGCUGUGGAAUUCGGUGAACAUCUGUGUGCUCUGUAUUGUAGCCAUAGUUUACUAUCACUUCAGUAGCAAAUAAUUGCUUGCAUUCGCUAUGAGAAAUACGAUGAUAUCAUCCGCUCAUAGUCUUCAUUCGUACAAAACAUGUGAUAAUAAGCCAUUCAUUCCCAUCGUUUACCGAAAUGAUUAUGACAUCUAUUUCUUCAAAAUCGAAAACAUUCAUCCGUUUGAUACGAAAAAGUGGGGCAAAAUUGCCCACAAUUUGCGCCAAUACUUUCAAACUAAAUAUGGCGAUCAUUCGGGAAACGAUUUCUUCAUCUCCCCAUCGCAUAGCAUAACAAAAGACGAGUUGUCUUUAGUUCACACCAAAGGUUUUAUUUGUCGAAUGCAUUGCUCGCCGCUAUCGGUGGCCAGAGCUGCCGAAGUCUGUCCACUAAUUCUGUGUCCCAUUUGUAUAAUUGAACGAAAACUCUUACAACCGAUUAAAUGGCAAACGUCUGGCUCUAUUUUGGCCGCAUUUUUAGCACUUAAGUACGGGUGGGCUAUAAAUCUUGGCGGAGGUUUCCAUCACUGCAGCGCCAACAGGGCUCAGGGUUUUUGUCUGUUCGCCGACAUUACGCUAACCAUUAGGUAUUUAUGGCAAGAAGUGAGGCCUGAACUCAAUGUAUUAAUAGUCGACUGCGACGCUCAUGAGGGCAACGGCUACGCCAGGGAUGUGUUGGCAAUGUCUGCGUCCGAACAGAAAAGGGUAUAUAUUUUAGAUUUAUUUAAUCCGUAUAUAUUUCCGGACGAUGAGAAGGCGCAGACAGCUAUCAAUCGGGCCAUUCAUUUGCGGCCCAGAAUUGAAGAUACAGAGUAUUUAGCAUUACUUGAAUUUCACAUAAAGGCUACACUGACUGACGAUCACUUUAUGCCUGAUCUGAUUAUAUACAACGCCGGCACUGAUAUUCUAAGCGGCGAUCCAUUGGGUAGACUCAGGAUAUCUCCAAAUGGAAUCGCAAAACGCGAUGAAAUAGUCUUUCGUUACGCCAAAGAAAAUGACAUUUCGAUAGUAAUGUUAUUGAGUGGUGGAUAUCAGAGGAAUAACGCAGAAGUUAUCGCGAAUUCAAUUCGCAAUCUGUUUGACAAUCACUUUAUAGAUGCCAUCAAAUAAUUACCACUUUAUGGCACUCAACAG